AUGUUUGCCAUCCUCAAACAGCACAAGCUAUGCUUGAAUGCGUCUAAAUGUGCCUUUGGCGUGGGAUCCGGAAAAUUCUUGGAUUUUCUAGUCACAAACCGAGGCAUCGAGGCAGACCCCACACAGAUCAGAGCCAUACAGGAAUUGAAGCAGCCCAACUCGGCUAAGGACGUGCAGUAUCUGGCCGGGAUGGCCGCCGUGCUUAAUCGAUUCAUAAGCCAGUCAUCAGAUCGCUGCAACCCUUUCUUUCGAGCCUUGAAAUCCAAGUUUUCGUGGGACGAGGAGUGUGGCCGGGCUCUGGCCGAACUCAAAGAGUAUUUGUCUUCUGCACCACUAUUGGUAACGCCCAAGCCCGACAAAGAACUCUACCUUUAUUUGGCUGUGUCCCAACAUGCAGUUAGCGCAGUGCUUGUCCGGUCAGCAGGUAUCCAGCAUUUACCCAUCUUCUACGUAAGCAAAACCUUACUACCGGCAGAGUCGAGAUACUUGCUACUGGAAAAACUUGUCUUAGCAUUGAUGAUGGCCUCCAGGAAAUUGGCACACUAUUUUCACGCUCACGCAAUCAUCGUUUUGACCGAGUUUUCCCUCAAAGCCUUGUUCGAAUGGGCGGACUUCUCCGAUCGAAUUCUAAAGUGGGCAGUCGAGUUGGGACAAUUCGACGUUCAGUUUCAACCCCGAAUAGUCAUAAAAGCUCAAGCAUUGGCCGAUUUUGUUGUCGAGUUCUCGCCUGGGAUUCACCAAGUAUGCCCGGUGGAUUUCACCACAGUAGCCGAGGAGGCCAACGAAGAUUCCACUGAAAUUGUAUUGCAGAGCGGUGUUGGCAACGCGGAACUUGCGCGCCCCGCCAUAGAACCUCCAGUCGGCAUGUCAUCGCAGCCCGGCGAUGCGACGACGGACUUGGGCAUAACAGACCAAUCUAUUGGGUCUAAUGCCGCGUCGCCGAGGGGGGAGGAAGUGGAACCAAUCAGCAUUGAACCUGAAGCCGAACAGCUGAGCGACUAUAGGGCCUCGAACCGUCACGGUGCCGGGCUAGGCAUAGUCUUGGUCUCGCCAAAUGGUCUGACCAUUGAGCAUUCUAUCACCCUCGGAUUCCCUGCAUCAAACAACGAGGCCGAGUACGAGGCACUACUGGCCGGACUUAAGAGCACGCUCCAGGUGCGCGCGUCCGAGCUGAUGGUCUACAGCGAUUCCCAGCUAGUUGUCAACCAAGUAUCUGGGGUUUACGAAGCUAAGGAUGACAGAAUGACAAAGUACCAAGUUCUAGUAAAGGACCACAUCAAGCGAUUCCAGGCGAUCAAGGUCCAACAAAUUGGACGGGAAGACAAUGGCCGCGCGGAUGAGCUGGCCGGUCUGGCUUCCAUGGUCGACCGAACCUCACCCAAUCCUCUCCUGAUUGAGGUUCUUCCAAGGCCUAGUAUAGAGGAACCAGAGCAGACAGAAGCUUUCAUCCCAUUGGAAAUUGGUAUGCCCACCAUCCGCAGUGAAAAUUUUGAGCCCGAGCUGAAUUCUGAAGUAGUCGCCCUGGAAUUGGACCUUGCUGAAGAGCGCCGGGAAAAAGCUUUGAUUCACGUGGCUGCAUACCAACAAGAAUUGUCCAGGAAGUACAACAAAACCGUGCACCCCAGACCGUUUAAAGUUGGCGACUGGGUUUUAAGAAAGGUUAUGGGCAACAGCCUGGUGCCAAGCGAAGGCAAGUUAGGGGCAAACUGGGAAGGACCGUACAGGAUAACCGGUCUGGCGGGUAAGGGGCCAUACCACUUGGAAGAUUUGGACGGCAACUACUACUUGGUCGAUAGCGGGUACAACAACAAGACAGGAUAUCUAGCACCGUACAAAGGGGUAUUGAUAUCACCAAAAUGCCUAUCACAACCGAACACCACAAAAUGA
Messenger RNA from Camellia sinensis, 1887 nucleotides. The record is from RefSeq and is a predicted model, not a curated record. Lineage: Eukaryota; Viridiplantae; Streptophyta; Magnoliopsida; Ericales; Theaceae.